Molecule: messenger RNA, 954 nt
Organism: Cladophialophora yegresii CBS 114405
Lineage: Eukaryota; Fungi; Ascomycota; Eurotiomycetes; Chaetothyriales; Herpotrichiellaceae
Exons: 1
Coding region: 1-954 (317 amino acids)
Molecular function (GO): proteasome binding
Source: RefSeq, a predicted model, not a curated record
AUGAAGAUCCAGUACAGAGAUGAGAGCCUCGAUUUUGAGGACAUUCCCGACGAGACCAUCAGCCACCUGGCUUCAAGAGCUGCGGCGCAUAUUGGAGCGGAUGUAGAACGCAUUUCGUUCUUCUUCCUGCCCAAGCCGGGAUUCGUAAAGCACCCCUUCGCAAAGCGGAAACUGAGCGAUUUCAUUACCCCGACCACAAGAAUAAAGCUGGUUGGAACGCCCAAUUCGGAAGUCAAGAAUAUGAGCGAAUUGAGCGCAGCUAGUCGCAGAAGUCCCCGCCCAAGCAACUUCAAGCCGGUCAAAGCGAACAAAGUGCGGGACUGGAAGAAGGUUCAAGAGGAGAGCACCUACACAUUUCAUGCCAUCGAACCGUUGAAGUACUUGCCAAAUCCAGAGAAGAGCAGGAGGUACCUCGAGCGGCUAGCCAGCGAUCCGGGCAUCAAAGCAUCCAUGCGCAAGCACCGUUUCUCUGUGGGCCUGUUAACGGAAAUGAACCCCGCCGAACAUACCACCCACGAAUCAAAGACACUUGGCUUGAACCGCAACCGCGGCGAGGUCAUCGAACUGCGACUGCGGACAGAUGCCUACGAUGGGUAUCGUGACUACAAGGUCAUACGUAAGACUCUUUGCCACGAGCUAUCGCACAAUGUGUGGGGUGAGCAUGACCGCAACUUCUGGAACUUGACCAAGGAGAUCGAGCAAGAGGUGGCGCGCAAUGACACACUCCACGGAGGGCAUCGACUGUCAAGCGAGGAGUUUUACAAUCCAAACGACUCCUUUGAAGAGGCUGAACAUGCAGAUCAUGGGGGUUGGUCUGCAGGAAACUUCGUUCUGGGAGGAUCAACGAGCGAUGCUGGCUUGAGUCGUCGCGAGAUUAUGGCAAAAGCCGCCGAGUCGCGGAUGCGGAAAGAAAGAGAAGCAGCCGAACAAGGGGAUUCUCCUUCUCCGUCUUGA